Messenger RNA from Mercurialis annua (annual mercury), 1220 nucleotides. RefSeq names its product 2-alkenal reductase (NADP(+)-dependent)-like. The transcript is spliced from 5 exons. Gene Ontology annotation, molecular function: 2-alkenal reductase [NAD(P)H] activity. Bases 41 to 1090 code for a protein of 349 amino acids. Lineage: Eukaryota; Viridiplantae; Streptophyta; Magnoliopsida; Malpighiales; Euphorbiaceae. The record is from RefSeq and is a predicted model, not a curated record.
CUCUCUCUGUCUCUUACGCAUACAAAAUAAUUAAGAAAAGAUGGCAACUGAUAGUGGUGAUCAAGAAGUGAUCAGCAAUAAGCAAAUUAUAUUCAAAGAUUAUGUCCCUGCUUUCCUGCAAGAAUCAGACAUGUUUUUCUCAACUUCUAACAUCAAACUCAAAGUCCCACCUGCUACUAAAUCUGUUCUUGUCAAGAAUCUCUAUUUAUCUUGCGAUCCCUACAUGAGAAACCGCAUGAGAAACCUUCAAGACUCUUACAUCAGCUCCUUCAAGCCUGGUUCGCCUAUAACUGGGCGUGGAGUGUGUAAAGUGAUUGAUUCAGGGCAUCCGGGUUUCAGUAAAGGUGACUUGGUGUGGGGGAUGACAGGGUGGGAAGAGUACAGUCUCAUUACAGCAACUGAAACAUUGUUUAAAAUUCAUGAUAGAGAUUUGCCACUAUCGUAUUAUCUUGGAAUUCUUGGUAUGCCUGGUUUGACUGCAUAUGCUGGUUUUUACGAGAUAUGCUCCCCUAAGAAAGGAGAGUUUGUCUUUGUUUCGGCAGCUUCUGGUGCAGUUGGUCAGCUAGCAGGGCAGUUUGCAAAGUUAGCAGGUUGCUAUGUUGUUGGAAGUGCUGGAAGCAAAGAUAAGGUUGAUCUAUUGAAGAAUAAAUUCGGGUAUGAUGAGGCUUUCAACUAUAAAGAAGAGCCAGACUUGGAUGCAGCUUUGAAAAGGUACUUUCCUGAAGGCAUCGAUAUAUACUUUGAAAAUGUUGGAGGAAAGAUGCUCGACGCAGUCCUACUUAACAUGAAGCUCCGUGGACGAAUUUCUGUAUGUGGAAUGAUCUCACAAUACAACCUUGAACAGCCUGAAGGUGUGCACAACUUGAUGCAGCUGAUUCCGAAGCGCAUACGCAUGGAGGGAUUUCUGGUGCCUGAUUACUUUCACUUGUACCCAAAAUACGUCGAAAUGGUUCUUCCUUACAUCAAACAAGGGAAAGUUGUUUAUAUAGAAGACGUAUCGGAUGGCCUCGAGAAUGCUCCGGCUGCUCUUAUCAGGCUCUUCACCGGCAGCAAUAUUGGUAAACAAAUAGUUAAAGUUGCUUAUGAAUAACUCAUGUGCUGCUUGCUGUUCUUCUUAUAAAUCAUGAACCACAAUUAUGAUUUGUGGGCUCUGUGCAUAUGAAUUCAAUAAAAAUUGUAAAAUUUAUAUGAAAUGAAUUAUUAAAUAAGUUUAUUUGUAA